Molecule: messenger RNA, 2764 nt
Organism: Silurus meridionalis
Lineage: Eukaryota; Metazoa; Chordata; Actinopteri; Siluriformes; Siluridae
Gene: spidr
Product: scaffold protein involved in DNA repair
Exons: 20
Coding region: 129-2663 (844 amino acids)
Biological process (GO): regulation of establishment of protein localization to chromosome; double-strand break repair via homologous recombination
Cellular component (GO): nucleoplasm; nuclear chromosome
Source: RefSeq, a predicted model, not a curated record
GCUGCGGGUUUGUUGCACUGAUGUGAGCCGCAGAGGAAGACGCUGUGCUUAAGAGACCCGGGAAAAAAAAAACAAUUAUAGAAACUUUAAACCAGUUACAUCACGUUUUAUUUAAUUUUACUUUGGGAAUGAAUGCAAUGGCUCCUUUUUUAAAGCGCAAAAAGAAGUUGCGGGACAUGAAGUGCGUGUUGUUUCCGGAGGACGUCACGGAAACGUUCUGCAAAAGGAGAAUCCCAGAGACACCGAAAGCUACAAAGUCGUCAUGGGAGAGAUGCGGGGACAGUUUUCUGGACACACCCGGGAUGGAGAAACACAUUGCUGGAAGACAGACGGGCAGAUUGGCGCAGACGUCCACAUCUGGAGGAGAGGAUCCCGUUCACAUCGCCUGGACAUCGAGCGAGGACGAGCAGUCAGACAGUGAACAGCAGCUCCCACUUUCUCACGUCGUUACAAAGAGCAUUCUGCGAUCCAGAUCAACGCCCAGAGCGUCCAGCAGAUACAGCCGCUUCCUCAGCACAGGAGCAGAUACAGACGAGCUUCCCACCAUUGAUUCAGAAAGUGAGCACGAGGACAUUUCAACGGAGCAAAUUUCUCUGUCUCUUUAUGGUCAGGUGUCGGCUGAGAUCUCGGACUGCUCUUCAGAUAGUGAUCACAACACCAGCAAGCUGGAUUCUUCUGCUCAGGAGCAAAGCCAGCAAAACAGGUCUAUCAGCGAGUGGGUUCGGUCUGCCCAAGCGCUACUCCAGACGCCUCAGAAACAAACCGAUAAAAACCCCUCGAAGACACCCGAGGACUCCGGGAAAAAGAAGCGCAAGUUUGAAAGUCAGGGACUGGCCGAGAGACUGAAUAGACUUCAGUGCCGACAAAGGUCAGCUAUAAGCUUCUGGAGGCACCAGCCUGUAGCUGGCUUUGCCACAGGAACAGAGGAGAGACCUGGUGUACUGGUUCUCCAUGUUCAUAAAGUGCAGGAGGUUUGCGGAAUGCGGGCUGCCCUAUGCCAUAGACACCCCGACAGGGGGAUGAGCGUUGCUCUGUUCAGCAAGGAAACGGCCAAUCAGCUGGCACCCAGCACAGGAGACACCAUCCACGUUCAUCCACCAUGGCAAAGUCUGACUGUUGACGGUGAGAACUAUCCCAUCAUUCUCAACACACAUUUCAGCCAGAAAGUGGUGGGGGACGAAAAGCAGGACAACAGUGUGAAGCUUCUGUGCCUCAAGGAGAAGGCCAAACCAUAUCCUUUAACCAGGUGCCUAUGGAAAAGUGAAGAGAAUUCUACUCAGGCAUCCGCCUCUAAUAAACAGUAUACACAGACCCAUGGGGAUGCAGGAAGUGCGUUUGAGUCUCUGAUGGAGGCUUUGGAGGCUUGUGGGACAUCAGCGACUGUAUGUGGGCCUGUGGAAGUGGUGGUCCAGAGGAUCUAUUUCUACUCUGUCACACAGAUGCUACACACAAGCUUACCCAGACAUCCGACUCUUAGCAAAUGCCGCUCUGGAAGAGCGCAGCAGCAACACGUUGGCAGGUGUUGUUUGCUGGUGCAGGAUGUGUACGGUAUGUUCAGUGAAGUGGAGAUGCAGUGCGCGUCUUCAGAAGAGGAGCAAAACGACUUCACGAAGCAGAUGCUGGGAAAAACGUGUCUGCUGCAGGGUCUGAAGGUGAUCCGGCGCCUCACUCGUGAGAGAUGUUCUCAGCUCUUCAGUUUGAUUGACAGUUUAUGGCCUCCUGCGGUUCCUCUGCAGGUUCCUGGAGAAGGUUCAUGCUGUCAGACUGUUAAAGUCGCAGCACCGAGAUUCUGUUACAGACUUGCGGGACAGCGAGACUCCGUGUCCCCUAAAUGUAGCUCGCCGUUGUAUCGCCCUCCUUUAAUACAGACCCUCAGAGAGAUCUUGCAGGAUGAGCAUGUGAAUCAGCGGUGCAGCUUCAAGUGUACUUUGAUUUAUACGAGAAAACAGGGUAAAGAAGAGAAGGACCUCUUGCUGUUUGUGACGGACGCCAGCCUGCAGGAUGAGCAGAGGUCAGAAGGCGUUAGACGGACUCUACCCGUAUAUGUGAACUCCACGUCCCUACUCCAGCCAUCAGUCCUUCAAGCCAUCGCCGCACCGUCACCCCAGUUCAGGCCGAGAUUCAUUUUUACAGACGCUGUAAUAGAGCAGGGUAAGAUAAUCAUCACAGGGGAGUCUGUGGUUCAACUAGACUUGGACCCAUUACAACAUCAGGAUAUACCUUCACCCCAGUCUGUUGUUCUGGAUCAGCUGAGCGCCGAGAGCCCGUCCUGCUCACUUUGCACUGUUACAGGAGUGGUGAUGGACAUCGAUGAGAAUUCUGCCUACUCGUGGCCAACCUGCAGUCAGUGUGGAGGCGACUGCUUGGAGGCAUCAGAAGAUAAUCCGGACGUCUAUUCCUGUGUAGCUUGUGGACUCGUGGACAAGCCAUGCAAAAAGAUGCAGCUGGAAGUGUUUCUCAGCUGUCCUCCUUCCAGUCACUGGACUGUCAAAAUUAAGCUACAGCAGAAAUCCAUCAUGUCCCUCCUAAACUCGACAGGACAUGCAGAGGGUUACGAGGCGGAGGCAGUGCUUGGCAAGAGCGUCGGCCCUCUGAACGCGUUCAUCCAUGUGGUCGCCCGCUCUUCAGCACUCUGGAUGGCUUUGGAGGAGAUCAUUCUGUGACCUGGGAUCACUAACACAUCUGUGUGUCUCAACUCUCACCAGUCUGGUAUACCAAAGCGAAUAUAAAAUUUAACAGCCUAAUAAAUCUGGGUACAAACCGA